Penicillium canariense is the source of this 5013-nucleotide messenger RNA. RefSeq lists its product as uncharacterized. Gene Ontology annotation, molecular function: ATP hydrolysis activity; ATP binding; ABC-type peptide transporter activity. The record is from RefSeq and is a predicted model, not a curated record. Bases 1 to 5013 code for a protein of 1670 amino acids. Gene Ontology annotation, biological process: transmembrane transport. NCBI's taxonomy places the organism in Eukaryota, Fungi, Ascomycota, Eurotiomycetes, Eurotiales, Aspergillaceae. Gene Ontology annotation, cellular component: fungal-type vacuole; fungal-type vacuole membrane. The transcript is spliced from 2 exons.
AUGCUCCCGCAAUGUCAGGGCCCCGUCUGGGCUAUCGAUGACCUGUCGCAUUGCUUCCAGCGCAACGUCCUGCAAGUCUCGCUGCCGCUGGCCGCGUGCGCUUUAUCCCUGCUAAUAAUUGUCACUCGCCUCGCCUAUCGCUAUGCCGUCUCCCGCAAAGGCGUCGCCUACAAGGUUCUCCCCAACGAUGCCUCCGACGAUGAGGAUGUCCCCAAUGGCCUGGAACCCGAAUUAGAUCCAAUGCUCCAGCAGGCCUUGCAGAGCGAACGCGUUGAGCUGGAGGUCGACCGCCCCCAUGGAGAAAUCACCGUCGUGGCCCUCGAAAUCGCCGCGCUCGUCGGCCAGGUCGCUCUCUACGCAGUGAUUCUGACCACCCACGACUGGGGCCGUCAUGGAGCUCUUCCCGCGACGGCAGGGCUGAUCUGUUGGGGCUAUAUACUGUUCUUGGUUUUGGUCCGGCUGCUUUUGUCCUCCAUGGAUCUCUCCUCGGCCCCGAGGCUUUGGACCCACACGGCCACUCUGUACAGCGCUCAAUGGCUUUUCAACAUCAUGGUCUUUCGCUCCGCCGUCAUCCACCCGAUCUCCAAGCGCGCCUUAAUUCUCAGCAGCAUUGAGUUCGCCCUUAGUACCCUGCUUCUUGUAAUUGCCCUCACCACUCGGCGAGGCAACAAACCGGUACUCGUGGAACGGGAGGAUGGAUUGGAGCCCCCGCGCCACCCUACGGCCAGUUUGUUGUCUCUUGCGACCUUUGCCUGGUUGGAUCCGCUUAUUAUGAAGGGCUAUCGCCAGCCCCUCGAAUUGGAGGAUGUGUGGAACCUGACUCCUUCCCAGAAGGCCGCUGCGGUCCUUACAGACUUUAGGAAACGGCAGAUGAAGGGUUCCCUAGCCUGGAAGCUUAUCCGCUUCUUCAUCGGAACCAUUCUGAAGCAGGGCGCUUGGACCAUUUUCGCCAAUCUUUUCGUGUUUGUGCCGAGUCUGCUGCUCAAAGCCAUCCUUGAAUACGUCGAAGACCCCCGCUCAACCACCCCCAAUGCCGCGUGGCUGUAUGCGAUCCUGCUCUUCGUCUCCGCCAUUGUUCAAGGAGUUGCGGAUGGACAGGCUCUCUAUAUCGGUCGAAAGAUGGGUGUCAGGAUCCGUGCCAUCAUUAUUGGUGAAAUUUAUGCGAAAGCCCUCCGACGCAAGGCAGGCGCUUCCACGGACGCUGUUCGGAAGGCCGCGGAGGAGUCGAACGCCCCCGAGGAUGCAAAGUCGAAAAAGAGCAAACUGUUUUCGUUUGGUCGAAAGAAGAAGUCUACCAAUGGGGACGAUGCCGAAAAUGGAACCGCCAAUGCUAAGCCUGCCCAGUCGGAUCUAGAGGACGCUACUGCCCAGGCGAAUGUCGGUACGAUCAUCAACUUGAUGGCCAUCGACUCGUUCAAGGUCAGCGAGGUUGGCGCAUAUCUGCAUUUCCUGUGGGCUAGUGUGCCGGUGCAGGUCAUCAUGGCUGUCAUCCUGCUCUACAAGAUCAUGGGCUUCAGCUCCUUUGCCGGUAUCGCAUUGAUGGUUCUGAUGCUGCCCGUGAAUCUCUUCAUCGCCCGGCAGUUCAACAAGGUCCAGAACGCAAUUCUCAAGGGUACUGAUGCCCGUAUUCACGCGACCAACGAAGUCCUCCAAAACAUCCGCAUCAUCAAGUACUUUGCGUGGGAGCAGCGGUUUCAAGACAUUGUGAACGAAAAGCGCAAGGCAGAGCUCAAAUCCUUGCGUCGUCGUUACGUCCUCUGGUCUUUCGCUGCAACUGUCUGGUACGGCACUCCCAUUUUGAUCACCUUCCUGUCGUUCUUCUUAUACACGGUCGUUGAAAAGAAGCAAUUGACCCCAUCGAUUGCCUUCCCUGCCUUGUCGAUGUUCUCUCUCCUACGCGUUCCCUUGGAUCAGCUGGCCGAUAUGGUGGCCCAUGUGCAGGAGUCAAAGGUGUCCUUGGACCGUGUGGACAUGUAUCUCAACGAAGAAGAGACCGGGAAGUACGACCAGCUGCGUGACAGCAGCAUCUCGGAUAGACCGUCCACGAUCGGCUUGGAGAAGGCAACCCUUACCUGGGGUACCACUUCGCCUCGCCCGCAAGCUGCUUCUUCCUCGGAAAGCGGCGCAGAUGCAUUCCGCCUUAUCAACAUUGAUGUCAAUUUCCCUAUUGGUCGUCUGAGCAUCAUCGCCGGACCUACGGGAUCUGGAAAGACCUCCUUGCUCAUGGCCCUGCUUGGUGAAAUGCGCUUGGUGGAGGGCCGUGUCAAUCUUCCUGGCGGCAUGACCAGCCGUGCUGACCUUCCCGUUGACCCCGAAACUGGUCUGAUUGACAGUGUCGCAUACUGUGCCCAGGAAGCUUGGCUCGUUAACGACACCGUCAAGGAGAACAUCAUCUUCGCGUCCCCGUACAACGACAAGCGCUACCGUGCUGUACUCAAGGCCUGUGCUCUUGAGCGUGAUAUCGAGAUCCUCGAUGCUGGUGAUCAGACCCUCGUCGGAGAGAAGGGCAUCAGUUUGUCCGGUGGUCAGAAGCAGCGUAUUUCUCUGGCCCGUGCUGUUUACAGCAGCGCUCGCCACUUGCUGCUCGAUGACUGUCUUUCCGCCGUUGACUCGCACACGGCCAAGCACAUCUUCCGCCAAGCCCUGACUGGCCCGCUCAUGCUGAACCGUUCUUGUGUCUUGGUAACUCAUAACGUUGCCUUGGCCGUGCCCCAGGCCGACCACGUUGUGGUACUGGAGAAUGGGAAAGUUACUGCUCAGGGUAAGCCGGACGAUGUUGCAUCUACUGGCGCCCUCGGUGAUGAGUUCUUUAAGUCUCGCCCCGGCUCCCGAGCCAGCUCACGUGGUCUAUCCCGUGUCCCCUCGGAGCACGAAGACGACGCAGCGGAUGAGAAUUCCGCCGCGGCUAGUGGAACCGCCAACGGUGCUGCCAGCAAGUCGCGGACGGAUGAGAAAUCGCCCCUGAAAGAAAGCAAGGCUACUGGCAGCGUAAAGUGGUCGACAGUCGCGAUGUACCUGCGUUCGAUGGGCUCAUGGUAUUACUGGGUCUUGACUGUCUCCGUUUUCUGUAUGCAGCAGCUGGGUUCAGUUUCCACCAACAUUUGGAUCCGUCAAUGGGCAAACGCCUAUCGCGUUUCAAAUACUGGCGCAGGUAGUGAUGCUGGUAGCUACGCUGCCCUCGCCCACCUCAAACCACCUACUUUCAAUGUGGGCAGCGUCGCGAAAGUAAGCACUUGGGGACCGCCCCAGCUCCCCUCACGCUCCGUGGGCCCUACCACCGGAGAUGGAGAGGUCAAUGUGGGAUACUAUCUGGGUGUCUACGCGCUUUUGGGUAUCUUCUAUGUCGCUAUCUCUCUGUCACGCGAGGCUGUUGUGUUCUGGGGAUCGCUACAUGCCUCUUGGAAGAUUCACGACAAUCUUCUCAAGGCAGUCAUGCAUGCCAAGUUCCGUUUCUUCGACUCGACUCCCCUCGGCCAACUCAUGAACCGGUUUUCUAAGGACGUUGAGUCGGUUGAUCAAGAGGUCGCACCUGUGGCCAUUGGCAUGAUUCAUAGCUUGGCAUCGGUGAUCAUGAUUGUCAUUCUGAUCUCCGCCAUCACCCCUGGCUUCUUGAUUGCGGGCGUCUUCAUCACUUUGGUUUACACCGCUCUCGGCGCCGUCUACCUGAACUCUUCCCGAGACCUGAAGCGACUUGAGUCCGUCCAACGGAGUCCGUUAUACCAGCAGUUCGGCGAGACCCUGAAUGGUAUUGUCACUAUUCGUGCCUAUGGUGAUGGACCCCGGUUUAUCGUCGACAAUCAUCGCCGUAUCAACGCUUACAACCGGCCGCACAUUUACCUGUGGGCUAGCAACCGCUGGCUCGCGCUUCGUGUGGACUGGACUGGUGCUCUAGUUUCGUUCUUUUCUGCCACCUUCGUUUUGAUCAAUGUCGGCAAGAUUGACGCCGGAGCUGCUGGUCUGUCUCUGACUUAUGCAGUUACUUUCACUGAGAAUGUCCUUUGGCUUGUCCGUCUCUACUCGGAGGUUCAGCAGAACAUGAACUCGGUUGAGCGUGUUCGCGAGUAUCUCGAGGUCGACCAGGAGGCUGCCCCCAUCAUCGCCGAGUCCAGACCCGCAAGCGGCUGGCCCAGCCAGGGUGCCGUAGAGUUUGCUGGCUACACUACUCGCUACCGUCCCGAUCUUGAACCCGUACUGAAGGAGGUUUCUUUCUCCGUGAAGCCCGGUGAGAAGGUCGGCAUUGUGGGUCGCACUGGUGCUGGCAAGAGUUCCCUCGCUUUGGCUCUCUUCCGCGGCCUGGAAGCCGAGAAGGGUCAGAUCCUGAUCGAUGGCGUCAACAUUGGCUCCAUCGGACUUCGGGAUCUGCGCGAAGCCAUCACCAUCGUGCCCCAAGACCCCACCCUGUUCACCGGCACCAUCCGCAGCAACCUCGAUCCAUUCAGCCUAUUCAGUGACGAGGAGAUAUUCACAGCCCUCCGUCGCGUGCAUCUGAUCGGCUCCAAUACCUCCGGCGCUACAACCCCGAUGACCUCGAGCACACUUGCCGCCGGCGAAGCCAACGGCAUGGACGGCAGUACGGUCUCCGUCGCCGACAACAAGAAUAUCUUCCAUAAUCUGGACAGCCUCGUGUCCGAGUCCGGCUCCAACUUGUCACAAGGUCAACGGCAGCUUCUAUGCCUCGCACGCGCGCUCCUCAAGAAGCCCCGCGUUCUGAUGAUGGACGAAGCCACCGCCUCAAUCGAUUACGCCACCGACACCAAGAUCCAGGAAACCCUGCGCGAGCUCCGCGACAGCACGAUCAUCACGAUCGCGCAUCGCCUGCAAACUAUCAUAGAUUACGACAAGGUCCUGAUGCUCGACCAGGGCCGUGUCAUCGAGUUCGACCACCCCUGGACCCUGAUCAACAAGGAAGAUGGCCUGUUCCGCAGCAUGUGUCAAAACAGCGGGCACAUGGAGGUCCUUCUGGACGUUGCGAAGCGCGCCUGGUCUCAGAAGGGGCUAGUCGAUGAUUCCUGA